AUGUAUCCACCUUACUCAUCAUACUAUGCUGGAUCGCCUCAUUGCAACAUGGGUUACGAGUACCACACAUCUUCUACGACACCACCGCCGCCUGGCUAUGGAUAUUAUUCACCACGAUAUUACACGACAUCUCCACCAAAGACCUCCACACCCAAGCAUACUCGACGAGCGACGCAGGACUACUCUUAUCCUUCGGCCAAGACGACAUCUUACUACUAUCCCGACGCAUAUGGCUACUCCGGGUGUCCGCGCAAGUCUGAACAUGUAAGUUCGAGAGAACGAUACCCUCGCCAAGGGAAGACAGAGUCCGGCGCAAGACGCGCAUCGACGACGUAUGUCUACGCGGACGGCCGCUACUACGCCUACGUGACUAAAGACGAUAUCCCGCCGGCAUACUCGCGCGACCCACGCAAGCACACGCCACCGCCGCAGUACUCCGAGGCUGAUGAACACCCUCACNUAUCAGCACUACCAAUCGACCCUCAGCCUCGGCCAGAACCCCAGCCGCGAAAACAGAGAGCAGCUUCCUACUCGACUCCAAGACAAUCGGUACCGAGGGAUGUGCCUCGCCAACAACAACAUUCACAACCAUCGCCCAAACGCGCCACCGCCACCGACCGCGAUGCACGCGCAGCUGGCAUCCCCGCUGGCUACAACUUCAAGAACUGGGAUCCUAAUGAAGAGCCCAUUCUUCUUCUCGGCAGCGUCUUCGAUGCAAACAGUCUCGGCAAAUGGAUCUACGACUGGACAGUCGCCUUCCACGGCCCCUCAACCCCCAUCACCGAAAUGGCCGGUGACCUCUGGCUCUCCCUGAUCCAACUCGCUGGCAAAAUCAAACGCGCCGAAGAGUGCUUACCACGUAUCCGCCGCCGCGAUGACCGCGAACUCAUCGACGAUUUCCUGGACAGUGGAGAACGGCUUUGGGAAAGGUUUAACAAGCUGUUGAAGGUGUGCGAGAAGCACAUGCUCAAGACUGCCAAGCGCGAUCGUGGAACUGAGAAAUUGUACAUGGGCAACAACUCUGGAAGAGAAUUUGUCGAGACUAUUUUUGGCAGGGAUAGGGAGUUGGAGAGGACGGAAAAGUUGACGACGGGGAUUAGGCUUUGGAGUAUGAGGUUCGAUGCUAACUGUGAGGAUGUUUUGAGGGCGAGUCGUUGA
Molecule: messenger RNA, 1158 nt
Organism: Aureobasidium vineae
Lineage: Eukaryota; Fungi; Ascomycota; Dothideomycetes; Dothideales; Saccotheciaceae
Source: the annotation of a GenBank genome assembly